This is a messenger RNA of Opisthorchis viverrini, 2446 nucleotides long. RefSeq lists its product as hypothetical. Gene Ontology annotation, biological process: calcium ion transmembrane transport; intracellular calcium ion homeostasis. Gene Ontology annotation, cellular component: membrane. Bases 1 to 1725 code for a protein of 574 amino acids. Lineage: Eukaryota; Metazoa; Platyhelminthes; Trematoda; Opisthorchiida; Opisthorchiidae. The transcript is spliced from 9 exons. The record is from RefSeq and is a predicted model, not a curated record. Gene Ontology annotation, molecular function: ATP binding; P-type calcium transporter activity; ATP hydrolysis activity.
AUGACGCAAAUGCCCGAUUCAGAGGGGCAGAAGCAGGUAGGUGGCCAACAUCUGACCUGGCAGAGGAGUAUAAAAGAUAUUACGAAACCUGUGGGUGCCGUUGGUGCUCCUUGCCUUCCAGGAUGGGGACUGCGUGAUCCCCACUGCUCCCGGUUGGAGACGCUGCAAGAUGUGGCUGCUGAUCGAUGUUGCCUCGGAAUGAUUGUGGGUGCACCCGAAUCGAUACUUGACCGUUGCACGCAAGUCCGCACUCCAAAUGGUCGUGUACUACUCACACCCGAAUUGAAGGAUGAAAUAUUGCGAAAGCUAGCAACGUAUGCCACAGGUCGAGAGACCCUUCGAUGUUUGGCCUUGGCUAGUAGGGAUGAUCCACCUGAAUUGUCACAAUUCAACCUCACUGAUCCCACAAACUUCAAGGAGUAUGAGACCGGUCUCACGUUGGUUGGAGUUGUCGGUAUGUUAGACCCGCCUCGAUGCGAAGUUGCCGAUAGCAUCCGUGCCUGUGCCAACGCUGGUAUCCGUGUCAUCGUCAUCACUGGUGACAACAAGGCCACGGCAGAGGCGAUUUGUCGUCGAAUCGGGCUGUUCGGGGAGAAGGAAGACACGCGUGGAAAGGCAUUCACCGGUCGCGAAUUUGAUAUGCUUUCGUUAACAGAAAAGCGUGAGGCAGUAAGGAGGGCUAAAUUGUUCGCUCGUGUAGAGCCAGCACACAAAAGUGAAAUUGUGCAAUAUCUUCAGGAGGAUGGAGAGAUUUCAGCUAUGACUGGCGAUGGUGUCAACGAUGCACCCGCACUGAAAAAGGCCGAAAUUGGCAUUGCUAUGGGCAGUGGGACAGCAGUGGCGAAAUCCGCCUCUGAUAUGGUCUUGGCCGAUGACAACUUCAGCACCAUCGUGGCUGCAGUCGAGGAAGGUCGAGCGAUUUACAACAACAUGAAACAAUUUAUCCGUUACCUCAUCUCUUCCAAUAUCGGCGAGGUGGUUUCCAUCUUCUUGACUGCCGCUCUUGGCAUGCCGGAGGCACUGAUUCCCGUCCAGCUUCUGUGGGUGAACCUCGUAACUGAUGGUCUGCCGGCUACUGCGUUGGGAUUCAACCCACCGGACUUGGAUAUCAUGCAGAAACCACCUAGGAAUAGCAAGGAGCCACUGAUUUCAGGCUGGUUGUUCCUUCGAUACAUGGCCAUCGGGUGUUAUGUGGGUGUGGCGACUGUUGGUUCGGCCGCUUGGUGGUUCAUGAAAUACUCGGGCGGACCACGAAUGACCUAUUAUCAACUGACGCAUCAUCUGCAAUGUACCCUGGAGCCAUCUGCUUUCGUUGGAGUCCCGUGCUCUGUGUUCAGUAGCCCGAAACCCAUGACAAUGGCCUUGUCUGUCCUGGUUUUGAUCGAAAUGUUCAAUGCGCUAAAUAGUCUGUCGGAAAAUCAGUCGCUGGUAUCCAUGCCUCCGUGGCGAAACGUUUGGCUGGUUAUCGCAAUUUCUUUCAGCAUGUUCCUCCACUUCGCAAUCUUGUACAUUGAUGUGUUUGCAAAGAUCUUCCAGAUCUCGGCGCUCAAUCUGGCCGAGUGGUCUGCAGUGGUGAAAAUAUCGCUUCCGGUUCUGUUGUUGGACGAGACACAGAAGGCCAUCGCGCGGUGCGUGUCCGAACGCAAGAAUCCACUCAGUCAACUUCCUGCACUAUCUGCAAUGUGGCUAGGCUAUGCUCUGUUGUUGUACCGCUUCCCACUGUGAUUUGUGUGUAUGUUUCUUUCAGAAUAGACAUCUGCACAUGUAUACAGUUUGUCGCACCAACCAAGUACCGACAGCUGCUUGGAACCAGCUGCUAUCUGUGUGCAUUAUUUCAUUGUUCUUCUCUUUACCCAACGAAACUUCAUCCACAUGCAUCUGCUUUCCAAACCACCGUUUCAGUUCAGCAGAUUAGGUAUGCGGCGAACCCCUUCUGAACAGUAUGAAGUAAGCAUCACGUGACCCUCAACGGCCUCUCUGGCCUGUUGUACAUCAACCUCUAAACUUUGUGUCACCCUCGUGUACCUAUCGAAUCUAUCCUAUGCUUGUCUCACUAUUUAGUUAUGCGAUCUCUCUGCAACUGGCCCUUUCCAGACUUCUACGUUCAGUCAGAUUGCUCAUGCUCUCCCUAAUACACCCAUCCAGCCAUCAUUCCCACGUGUCUCCCUUUUAUCCUGUUGGUUUUCAUCUGUAUUUCACUGCUUUAUGAUGUACUACUAUUCUGUUGUGGUAAAUAUGUACUGAUCUCUUCUCCAACGGUGGAUACCACGGGCUCACUGAGUCAGGAUUGCCAAUUCCCGUCGCCAGAAUUUUGUAACUUUUGGAAAUCUAUCAGCGAUGUAGUGAGGAACAAACGGAAGAUUCUAUCGCCUGUUGUCUCAUUGAUCUGUCUGUCUACACACGAGUAGGAUUAAGAAAACACAACCCAUGUGUGUGCAAACAGGCG